GUUCGUGUGAUAUCGCGUACACAGACCACCGCCGCCAGUGUGGGUGCUCGUAUAUACAGUGGCCGCGCGCGCUUUAUACCCGCCGUCAUAUCAUACACGGCACGCGACAGAUCGUAUAGGUAUAUUACCUAUAUAUUAUAUACGCAACCGCGAUCGCAUAUUAUAUUACAUAAUUAAUUAUAAUAUUUAAUAUAUUGUCGAUUGUCGUCCGCGAGUGUAACUAUUACAGUAUACGCAAUAUACUCAUAUAUCGCGGCUCAUCACGAGAUACGCCUGCGACGAGUGCGCCGUACAUUCCGCGGUCGUUGUCCGCAUACGCUACGAUAGUAUUCGUUCGCAUAGUACGACCGACGUUGCAGGCCCGCCGCGCGAUAUCCGGACUUCUGCAGCGCCGGCUGCAGGUGACGAGUGCGUCGCGGUUUCGACGGGACGGGAACCGCCGGAAAAUACACUUCCGAACGGCGUGUCCGGUGCGAAAAACGGUGGUCCGGUGCCCGUCAUCACAACAACAACACUAUUAUACAGUCGUAUCACCUAUACGCAUACAAUAUACUAUAUAAUUGUUGUUCUCGUCGUCGUUAUCGCGCGCGCAGGCAACCGCGACCGUUUAAACCGAUCUACGGUGUUCGUCGACGAUGUUUUUUAAUUUCCAAUCACACGAUGUGAUGCGAUGAUGUCGGAUUUGCGAUUCUUUGCUCGUGGCGUUGUUUUUAAAGCCAUUUGUUGACGGUCGCUAAGAUCGCGUGACGACCGCUACCCGUUAAGCGGAAAAUCAUAUUUUCUAGGACGAUUUUUCACAGUUAUACUCAAUGAUGUACGAAAGUACAUGUUCGUACCAAAGUGCUUUAGACCUGAAAAGGGUGGCGAUGUCAUCACCGCCUAGUAUAAAAACAGAAAAUGACUGUCUUCCGACUACUACUCCGCAAUGGCCAUCGGUAGGAGUGGCUAGUUGUGCCUAUAGGUUCGCGUGUAAUUCCACGUUUGAGCAACUCAAACAGUCAGUAGAAAAGGCAAAAGCCGCCUUACAGGAUCGUGGAAGUUAUUUAUCAUCGUGUGACCUAGGCACGUCUCCUUUUUGUCCAGCAACACCGUCAUCCAGGACGCCAGUGUCCAGUCAUCCAACUACCAAUUCACUCGAUCUAUUUCAGGAUGAACAAAAUAAUACUGACAAACGAAACAAUUACAUUGAUUCAUCAAAUAGCAGAUACGAUAAGAGUUCUGGAUUGAUGCAUUUACCAUCGUCGACUUCAAACGGUUUAUCUUCUGUAGGAAAAUCAUCGUCGUAUUUGCCAUCUUCCAUAUCAGAUUCAUUUAGAUCGUCAUCUAAAUCAGAUACUCAUUAUAAAGGAUCAUGGAGUACACAUUCAUCGGGGCAAACACAAGAUCCAUAUCAAAUGUUUGGAGCCACCAGCAGUCGAUUAGCUAGCUCUGGUUCUGGUCAAAUACAACUGUGGCAAUUUUUGUUGGAAUUGUUGUCUGAUAGCAGUAAUGCAGCAUGUAUCACAUGGGAAGGUACGAACGGUGAAUUUAAGUUAACCGACCCUGACGAAGUAGCACGUAGAUGGGGUGAAAGGAAAUCCAAGCCAAACAUGAACUACGACAAAUUAAGCAGAGCAUUAAGGUAUUAUUACGACAAAAAUAUAAUGACGAAAGUUCAUGGAAAAAGGUAUGCGUACAAGUUUGACUUUCAAGGGUUGGCAGCAGCUACUCAACCAGCUGCUGCAGAUCCGUCUGCGUACAAAUAUCAAUCAGAUUUGUUCAUGACAACCUAUCACCACCAUCACCACCAUUCUCCGAAAUUAAACUUCAUGUCACCUCAUGCGCCUGGAAUAACAUCUACAGCAGGUAGCAUAUUUCCAUCGGCGUCGUCGUACUGGACCAACCCGGGUGCCAACCUCUACUCAAACAUCGCCGCCGCGUCCGCGUCGCAUUCGAUGGGCCACCAUCACCACCACCCCGGUGCAAGCACCGGCGUCAGCCACCACACAGGAGUCUCACCGCACCUGGCCAACUACUCGCAUUACGCGUCACCAUGACCGUCGGACGUGCACUGGGCCGCCAGGUCGCUGCCCGGCACCACCGCGGCCCGGCCGCCGCCACAUCCGUACAAGCCCAUCGAAUGAACAACCCCUAUAUAGCCACCGUUCACGUGUUUAUUUUUCACAACGUUGUUUUUCAUUCGUUAUGAUGAGCGCGGGGUGUAAAUGUAAGGCCACUUUCGAACCGUUAUGCUGUAUCGUAUUACACGUAGGUAUUACGAUUAUAAUAUAGUAAUGAUAAUAAUCAUAAUCAUAAUAAUACGAUAUAAUUAUAAAACUGACUCUCGGUUUGCAUCUACCCGGGGUGGAGAAGAGGACCUACGAAAACGCGUGUUGAUUUCAUUGUACGCAAACAGAUUUUAAUUGUAAAAUACCCUUCGUCUGUGCAACCGCUAAGUGUUGAUUAGUCUUAGUGUACCUAUUAAAAAAAAAUUCUUAGAAAAAAAACUGACGCAAACCACCGUCACACACACACACACACACACACACAGGUUAUGAGCUCGUGACAAUCAACUCGUAUCAACACUGUACACCGCACAAAAAUAUUAACUAAAAAUUAUCAUGUUGAAUAUACCCAUCACCGAUCAUCACCUUAACUAUAAUUUUGUUUGUAUGUAAAACUACGUACGCACCCGUACAUACAUAAUAUAAUAUGUAGGCUACUGCUACUUUGAGUUUUAUCGGUCAGUUUUUGGCAUUUUAAAUUAAUGAAUUUAUUUCAGAUGGUUCCGUGAACUGAACUCUCUACUUUGAUUUUUUUAAGGAAAAAAACCAAAAAGUCUUAACUGUUUACUAUUUAUUAUCGAUGUAACUUUUAAAUUGUUUAGCCUUUUUUAUUGGCGACUCAUAUUCGUAACUAUAAAUUCGACUAAUCUAUGCUGACCUAACCUAAUCAAAAAUUGACUGAGAAAAUGAGUGCAGUGCAUUAAUAAUUUUAUACUGUAUGUGACGUGUUAUACAACCCGUGAUAAUUCUAUACAAGUACAAACUUAUACAUCCUUAUUUCAGCCUAGCGCAAUAUUAAUUAUAAUAUUAUGUACAUAACUCUCCAAUAUAAGAAACCGACCACUAAUGUACGUAAUUUUAUUGAAAAAUAAAAUAUAAAUACUAUACUAAAAUAAUAAUCAUAAAUUAAAUAUUUAAAGACGACUAGUACAAACAGAGUUUUAACAAAAAUAUUAUUAUUUUAUUUUAUAAUAAAAAAAUUAAAUUUAAAUGCUUGUAACUAUAAUAAACUGAACCACUCAGGUAUUAUUUGAUAUCAAAUAUAUCGAUAUGUAUAUAAUAUAAUGAUAUAAAAUAUGUAUUAAAGAUAUGUACUGUAUAUCAAUGAAAAACCAAAAUUAUUAUUCCAUUAGCAUUUACAAGUACAAAAUGUUAAAAUACUAUUGUAUACUUAUGUUACUAAUUGUUAUUACCUAUUUAACAAAACAUUUAAUUGGAAAAUCAAUAUUAUUUGACAAUUUAUAACAAUUAUUCUAGUCAUUUUGUGAUUACAACUGGCAAUUCAGAUCUCGUUUCUUCAUAAACAAACCCCUAAUUUUUAUAAUUUAAAAUAUUAACAACAAUGUUUAUUACUAUUAAAAAUAAUAUAUUUAUAACCCAUAAUGAUUGUACAAGUAUAGUACAACAUUUGUUUUGUUAGAUACUUAUGUAUGAGUUAUGACAAUCUAUCAUAGCUAGAUUAUUUAUAAAAUAAAGUUUUAAAUUUAAAUGUAUUAUAAAAUAAUUUAUAUUAAGGAACUAAAAAUACUUAGCUUUGUGCUAAAGUAAAAGUAAAGUGCAAUAUACAUUAUUAUACAUUUUUGUUUAUAGAUUUAAGAAUAUUUAGUUAGAAGUUUAAUUUGUAUGGAUGUAAUAUUAAUCUCUGUACAGGCCUAAUACUAAUAGAAGGCAUCAAAACUAGUCUUAACGCUAUUAUAUUAUACAUAUGAUCAUUACAUUAAUUAUAAUAGUGUCAUUAAUAAUACAAUGAUGACGUUACACAUUGUAAAUACAAUUCCAUAUUGGAGAAGAAAAUAAAACCAUUAUUAUACUGUGUUUUUAA
This is a messenger RNA of Metopolophium dirhodum (rose-grain aphid), 4086 nucleotides long. RefSeq names its product DNA-binding protein D-ETS-3-like. Gene Ontology annotation, biological process: regulation of transcription by RNA polymerase II; cell differentiation. The transcript has 10 exons. Bases 810 to 2036 code for a protein of 408 amino acids. Gene Ontology annotation, cellular component: nucleus. NCBI's taxonomy places the organism in Eukaryota, Metazoa, Arthropoda, Insecta, Hemiptera, Aphididae. The record is from RefSeq and is a predicted model, not a curated record. Gene Ontology annotation, molecular function: sequence-specific DNA binding; DNA-binding transcription factor activity, RNA polymerase II-specific.